AUGGGAACUUUCCAACUGUUCCUGCUGGGGCUUAUGUUCCUGGUCACUGCACAGCAUCCUCGUGAUUUCACUCCAGCUCAGUGGUUCAAGAAGCAGCAUGUGCAGUACCCCAAGACCAAAGUCCGCAAUAAUGAUAUAUAUUGCAACAAUGAGAUGAGAAAAGUCAACAACUAUACCCAUCAGUGUAAAGCCUUCAACACCUUCCUGAAUUACAAGUAUGAGGAUAUCAUCAGUGUUUGUUCCAAACCCAAUAUCACCUGCAAGAAUGGAAAGCACAACUGCCAUAAAAGUACAUCAAGCAUCCCCAUCACCAGCUGUGAUUUGACCAGUGGUUGUUACUCCAACUGCCACUACCAUGGCACUUCUCAGGUAGCAUACUUUGUUGUUGCCUGUAAUCCCCCCUUGCCAGCAGAUUAUAGUAAAAGUAAAUUUCUUCCUGUGCAUUUAGACAGCACCACUGGUUUCUAA
Molecule: messenger RNA, 468 nt
Organism: Dromiciops gliroides (monito del monte)
Lineage: Eukaryota; Metazoa; Chordata; Mammalia; Microbiotheria; Microbiotheriidae
Product: ribonuclease K3-like
Exons: 1
Coding region: 1-468 (155 amino acids)
Molecular function (GO): nucleic acid binding
Source: RefSeq, a predicted model, not a curated record